This is a messenger RNA of Aspergillus thermomutatus, 1119 nucleotides long. RefSeq lists its product as uncharacterized. Lineage: Eukaryota; Fungi; Ascomycota; Eurotiomycetes; Eurotiales; Aspergillaceae. The transcript has 7 exons. Bases 1 to 1119 code for a protein of 372 amino acids. Gene Ontology annotation, molecular function: protein binding. The record is from RefSeq and is a predicted model, not a curated record.
AUGAGUAACGACCAGCUUGCUCUAUCCAAGACUAAGCUUGGUGAUAGCAUCGGCGAUCUUAGUGCUAAUCUGACGAUCGUGGCGAAAGAUCGAGAACUCAAGGUUCACAAAAUAAUCAUUUGCGGACAGUCGGGGUAUUUCUCCCGACUUUUCAAACGUGACUGGAACGAGACACAAGAAGCUACGAUACGACUUGUCGAAGAUGAUCCUAUAGCUAUUGAGGCAAUGAUCCACUUUAUGUAUGGAUUCGACUACGACAGCAGUGGCGGCGACCGCGGUCGUGUUUCCCUGAUGCUGUUUAACGUAAAGGUUUACCAGGUCGGAGACAAAUAUGACGUUCCGAAACUUAAAGCGCAAGCAAGGCAGAAAUUCAUAAAUGCUAUCGAAAAAUGCUGGGAAAUGGAUGACUUCCCCGUUGCUAUUGCGGAUACAUAUACAACCACAAUUUCGACAGAUAGAGGCCUCAGAGAUCCUCUUGUUAGCACAGUAUUGAACCAUAUUGACGUCUUGUUGAAAAAUGAAGAUUUCGUGCAAGUCCUGAGGGAGACUAUCGGGUUUGCGGCUGACCUCGUUCAAAGUCAAAAGCACAUGGUCGAGCUCAAGAGGUACCGGUGUCCCGAUUGUUCUGAGAAGUGGGCCGUGGCGGGAUCUGAGAUUAUACACUACCUGACGCAUGUUAAGAAUUUCUGGGCAACCCUCGUCAACCAUGACCACACUCGGAUGGCCCGCGUUGACCCUCAUAUGGUUGACUCGCUGCCGCUGCACGCGCUUCGGGGGUCCAGAAUCGUCAGAAAGACCGUGAAAGGCGAAAUCCAGACGUCCCGACGCUACUUCCGCCGACAGGCCCGAGCGAAGGCGGACGAGAGCGGCGUAAAGCAGUCGCCUGACCGACAGAUUGCCAAGGCCGCCCUGCUUAAAGCCCGGAAGCUGGACCACUACCACUAUGACAUUCGAACCUUCGAGUCUCUUAUCGAACGAAUUGACGGUUGCUUCGCACUCGCUAUUUCGAACGAGGCCCCGCAAGCGGUGCUCAUCAGUGGCCGGGCGGUUAAGUCGAAUGAGCGCUCUAGUGCUCUGCAGGAGCAAACCCAGCGGUUGUACCGUCCUACACCCUCUUAG